ACCGUCCGCGAGCUGCAGCUUGUGCGAAUUCUGGGCAUUUUUCUGGCCAUGAGCUUCUUCUCUAAAAUUCCCGCCGGCUUCUUCCCCUGCCAGGUCCAGUUUCUUUGCUUGCAAAUUCUGGUAUGUGGCAGCCCUUUAAGCCUAAAAUUAUCCAUUUAGUUUGCUGCCUUGUGAUGUCCGAAUUUGGCUGAAAAUUGGGGAUGAAUUCCGGUAGCUUUAGGACAAAGUUUAAGCAUUUAUUCAAGUGGAAUUUAUGUGAUUGAGUGUUAAUUGACUGCUGUGAGAUUUGGGAGAAAAAUCCCGUGAAAUUAGCUAGUGUUUUGGACAAUUAUGGGAGUGAAGUUACUGUUUACAGCACUGUUCACAGCACUAAUGGGCAACAAUAGGAGGGUUUAAAUGUGUGGUUAUAUUGAGAAUAAAAUUGAGAUAUUCCGUCAUAUGGGUAUUAAUUUUUGGAUAUUUGAUUAGGUUCAUAAUCGUUCUGUCAGUUAGCACUAAGAUUGAGUCUUCAGUUUUAUGCAAGUGAGAUAAGUAAAUUUAUGGAAGCGAAAUCGAGGACGAGGAAACUACAAGAAGUGAUGAGUUAGAAGGCUAGCCAUUUCGAGAUUUAUAUAAAUUUUAGAAAUAGAUCAUGAUCUUGUAAGCUAAACUAUAUUUGGAGAUUUUAUAAUAUCAGAGCAGAUUUAUAAUUUUAUCUUCAGAUUUUGAUGGUAUCAGAUGUGAAUUGGACAAGUUCCGAGCCUUGUACAUUUGUGGGACCCUCUCACGAGUGCACGGUGUCUGCCACAUCCCCGGAUUUGGGUUCUGGGGCAUGACAUUCAUGAUACUUAGUUUCGACUACCGACUAAACAAAGAAAGUCAUUUCAUUCAU
This is a messenger RNA of Rubroshorea leprosula, 871 nucleotides long. NCBI's taxonomy places the organism in Eukaryota, Viridiplantae, Streptophyta, Magnoliopsida, Malvales, Dipterocarpaceae. The record is from the annotation of a GenBank genome assembly.